Messenger RNA from Rangifer tarandus platyrhynchus (Svalbard reindeer), 2280 nucleotides. NCBI's taxonomy places the organism in Eukaryota, Metazoa, Chordata, Mammalia, Artiodactyla, Cervidae. The record is from the annotation of a GenBank genome assembly.
AUGUCCUGGCAGCAGCUGCAGCUGCUGCGUGAAACUAAACAAUUUAAACUGAGAGCCACCAUGACCAGGGCCUUAGAAGAGGCUCUUCUUCAGCACUUCAUACAUCAGAAGCUGGAGAUCGCUUAUGCCAUCAACAAGCCAUUUCCCUUCUUUGAAGGCCUCCGAGACAACUUCUUCAUCACCGAGAGACUGUACAGGGAAUCUAUGGAAGCCUGGGAAAAUCUGGUCCCUUUAUCCAGAGUCGUGUACAACAUUCUUACCCAACAGGAGAAGACAUUUAGUCUGUCAUUUUUGAAGAUACUGUUCAGCCAAAUUAACCUGAAGGAAUAUCCCAACCUGAUAACGACUCUCAAUAGCUUCACAAGAGUUGUCACUUCCCAUGGAGGCUGGAGCAGAAUCACAACCAUCCCUCUCGAAGCCCCAGCCAACCCAGCAGGAAGGAGCUCCUCGAGGACCCUGCCCCUGCCGCAUCUUCCCUGCCGACUCCCCCUACGGAGCCUCCCGCCCUAUGUACCCAGUGUCAGCGAGCCCGGAGCACCGGCCCAGCACAGCUCUGAGGUCCUGUGUGAGCUGCCCAGCCCUACCGACCCCACCGUGGCUCUCCGGGGAGCCAUCCAGGAAGGAAGACUCAGUCCAGUGUCCAGUGACAACCUGAUCCCUCGUAUAAAAGAUAAAGAAGACACUCAAGAGAUGCCCUGCACUUCCUCAGACCCUGUGCCAGUGAGAAGAGAUGAUAUCCCUGAACCAAGUGACUCAAAGGAGCUCCAGGAAGCAUCCAGGACACUUCCCAGCAAGAAAGGAAAGAAAAGAAAAAGAUGUAUCUGGGCCACCCCAAAGAAGAGACAGCACAAAAAAAGCCACCGAGGAAGGGCAGCCUUACCUGGGCAUGGAAUCCAAAAGACACUCCAACAGCAAGAUCAGGUGACUCAUACAGAGGAUGACUCAACCAGGAAUACAAAGAUCGUGACAAGGGCACAAAAGAGGACAGAAUGUGCCCAGAUGCCUAAAUCAGAGGAGAUCAGUGAUAAUACUUCAGAAAUGGAUAAAGGGAAGAGGCCCCGGGAGCCACCCAGCACACCACCAAGAAUCAUCCACGACAAAGAUUCCAUGGAUGAUGACAGUAAACUGCCUUUGGGAAAAUCUCCUGGGGAAAAGCAAAGGAAGAGAAAAAUACAUAACUGGUCAAGUUCAAAAAAAAGAUGGAAGAAAUGUCCCUCAAGAGGAGAAGCCUCAUCAGGGCUCAGAAUCGAAGAGAAGCUCCAAGGGAUGAAUCAGGUGACUCAAAAGAAGGAUGACUCAACCGGAAAUUCAAAGGUCAUGACAAGAGCCCAAAAGGCACAGGCUGAAGGUGCCCAAAUGCCUGCACCUAAGGAUAAAGCUGGUGGUGGCACUGGUCACCUGAAUGCUCAGCGUGGGAGCAUCUCUCGUGGAGCCUGCACAGAAAAACCUGAAGAUGAAACUCUGGAUUUUCACUCUCCUGAACUCCCUGUGACCUGUGGGGAGGCAAAGGGGAUUUUAUAUACGGAGAAAAUGAAGCAAGGAUCCUUAGAGAAGUGUAUUCAAAAUGAGAAGGGAGUUUGGUUCACACCAAGAGAAUUUGAAAUUGAAGGAAAGCGGAAACAUCUUAAGAACUGGAAGCGGAGCGUGUUUUGUGGAGGAAAGAGCCUAGAAAAGCUGCUGCAGGAAGGAAUUUUGCUCUGUCCUUCAAAAAAACAUCUCAAGAGAGAGCAGGAACACUCCAAGGAAUGUGAGGUGUGCUGUAAAGGGGGCUCGCUGCUCCGCUGUGACACUUGCCUGCGAGCCUUUCACGAGCACUGUCACAUCCCACCCGCGGAGGCUGAGAGGAGCCCGUGGAGUUGCACCUUCUGCAGGAUGAAGGAGUCUUCAGGAAACCAGCAGCGUCUCCAGAAAUCUGAAGUUUGGGCAAGGUCCAUGCAGCCGGGGGAGCAGCUGAAAUGUGAGUUUCUCCUCUUGAAAGCCUACUGUCAUCCACAAAGCUCUUUCUUUGCGGAGACCCCACUUAAUAUUCGAGAUUAUGGUGAGCCCUUUAGGGAAGCCAUGUGGUUGGACCUGGUUAAAGAAAGGCUGACUGAGAAAGUGUACACAAUGGCUUGGUUUUUACGGGACAUGCGUCUGAUAUUUCACAACCACAAAACAUUUUACAAGGCUUCCGACUUUGGUCAGGUAGGACUGGAUUUAGAGGCAGAAUUUGAAAAGAACCUCAAAGAAGUGUUUAUUUUUCAUGAAGCCAGUGAGAACAGCUUCCAGGCUCAUCCUUGA